This is a messenger RNA of Pleurotus ostreatus (oyster mushroom), 585 nucleotides long. RefSeq names its product 60S ribosomal protein L19C (gene RPL19C). The transcript has 3 exons. Bases 1 to 585 code for a protein of 194 amino acids. The record is from RefSeq and is a predicted model, not a curated record. Gene Ontology annotation, cellular component: cytosolic large ribosomal subunit; ribosome. Lineage: Eukaryota; Fungi; Basidiomycota; Agaricomycetes; Agaricales; Pleurotaceae. Gene Ontology annotation, biological process: translation. Gene Ontology annotation, molecular function: RNA binding; structural constituent of ribosome.
AUGGUCAACUUGCGCUCCCAAAAACGACUCGCCUCCUCCGUCGCUGGCGUCGGCAAGCGCAAGAUCUGGCUUGAUCCCGCCGAGCAAGCUGAAAUCGGAAACGCUAACUCGCGCACGCAUGUUAAGAAACUCAUCAAGGACGGGCGCAUCAUCAUCAAGCCGACAACCGUGCACUCGCGCGCGCGGACACAGGAGUUGCUGGCUGCGAAGAGAAAGGGGAGACAUACCGGCCCUGGUAAGAGAAAGGGUACCUCAGAAGCGAGGAUGCCGACGAAGGUGCAGUGGAUGAGGAGACAGCGAGUUCUGAGACGGUUGUUGAGGAAGUACAGAGAGGCCGGGAAGAUUGAUAAGCACCUCUACCACUCGCUGUACCAAAAGUCCAAGGGUAACGUCUUCAAGAACAAACGUGUCCUCAUGGAGUACAUCCACAAAGCCAAAGCCGAGAAGAACCGCACCAAGGUCCUCUCAGACCAGAUGGAGGCCCGCCGUAUCAAGAACAAGGCUGCUCGUGAGCGCCGCGCCGCCCGCGUGGCCGAGAAGCGACAGGGAUUCAUUCCAGCUGAGACCGAGACCGCUGAGGCUUAA